Messenger RNA from Photinus pyralis (common eastern firefly), 2580 nucleotides. RefSeq lists its product as uncharacterized. The transcript has 2 exons. Gene Ontology annotation, molecular function: DNA binding. The record is from RefSeq and is a predicted model, not a curated record. Bases 262 to 2259 code for a protein of 665 amino acids. Gene Ontology annotation, cellular component: nucleus. NCBI's taxonomy places the organism in Eukaryota, Metazoa, Arthropoda, Insecta, Coleoptera, Lampyridae.
CAUAUAAACAUGAUUUUGGCGUAUAUGUGUGGUUAUUAAGUUCUUAUUUAUUUUCAUAGGGAUGCUUGUUGUGUUCUUUGUAUAUGCAUAUAGGUUUCCUAACCGCAAAUUCCUCUAAUAAAAUUGUGGGAAAUUUAAAUUUUUUAACACCUUAUGCAGGAGGAAUGGGACAACCUCAACUCAGUAGGAAUGGGACAGUCCCAUUCUACCUGCCACUCUAAUGUAGGUUUGUACAAAUGAUUUUUUUUUGUAGUCCCCAUAAUGGGUAGAAUUUGGGCGCGUAAAACAAACAGAGAACGCAUUACUGAACAACAAUUGCGAAAUGCAUUAGAAGAAGUUAGGAAAGGCAGUUCCAUAAGACGAGUAGCAAUUUCGUUCAAUAUUUCAAAAUCGUCACUAGCACGUCACGUAAGUGCAUCACAACAUGUACAUAACAUUGUUGAAUUUAAGUACAACCCCAAUAUCGCUGUUAAGCAAGUGUUCAGCACUCAACAAGAAGAAAUGAUUUGUCAAUAUUUAAAAACCGCAUCAAAAAUGCACUAUGGUCUAAGCACUAAACAGGUGAAGAGACUUGCUUAUCAGUAUGCUAUCGCAUUGAAACUUCAGUUACCUCGUCAGUGGGAAGAAAAGAAAGAAGCUGGAAAAGAAUGGUUGUUUGGUUUUAUGCGCAGAAAUCGCACCCUUUCUAUUCGUGCUCCUGAAGCUACAAGCCUAAGCCGUUCUACCAGUUUCAAUGAGAAGAACGUGGGAGACUUCUUUUCUAACGUCAAAAAAUUAUACGAUCGUCAUGCCUUUAGAGCAGAUUUGAUAUGGAACUGUGACGAAACAGCCUUAACAACGGUUCAUAAGCCUCCUAAAAUCAUUGGCGAAAAAGGUGCUAAACAAAUUGGACAAGUGACAUCAGCGGAACGCGGUCAGCUAAUUACGCUAUGUUGUUUUGUUAAUGCUACGGGUAACACAGUUCCACCGGCUUUCGUCUUUCCCAGAGUGAAUUUUAAAGAUUUCAUGCUUCACGGAGCGCCACCUGGAAGUCUCGGUUUGUCACACAAAAGUGGUUGGAUGACUUCAGACAAUUUUUUAUUGACUCUUAGACAUUUUAUUAAACAUAUUAAGUGCAGCCGAGAUGAUCCUGUGGUGCUCUUUUUAGACAACCACGAUAGUCAUGUGAACAUCAGUGUGAUACAAGAAGCCAAAGAUAAUGGAGUGCUGCUUAUAACUUUUCCGCCACACUGCAGCCACCGUCUUCAACCGCUAGAUGUUUGCGUGUAUGGACCAUUGAAAGCUAGAUACAAUCAAGCAUGUGACAACUGGAUGACUGCAAACCCCGGAAAGACUCUAACAAUAUAUAAUAUUGCUGAACUUGGCGGAUCUGCAUUUAACAGUGCUUGUACAAAAGACAAUAUUAUAAAAGGGUUUCAAAAAACGGGCAUAUGGCCCUAUAAUCCCAGUGUGUUUUCAAAUGACGACUUUUUGAUGUCAUAUGUAACAGAUCGUCCAUUUAAUGAAAAUGAACAAGGAAAUGAAUCUACUUCAGUUGAUAAAGAGCAUUGCAAUAUCAAUUGCGGUUCAAAUGAAUCGCGGUUUUGUGAAAUGAAUAUACCCAGCACUUCUACCUCAACUUGUAUGGAGCAGGUGUUAACACCAGAACAUAUUAUGCCUUAUCCGAAAGCCGCUCCUCGUAAAGUUAAACAAUGUCGAAAACGUGGAAAAACUCGAAUCUUAACGGAUACUCCAGAAAAGGAAGAAAUAGAGGAGCUCCAGAAGAACAAGAAAUGCAAACAAAAAAUCGAGCAAACCAAAAAAAGGUUGGGAAAUGGUAGUAGUAUUUUACCUAAUAACAGAAAAAAAGAAACUGUUAUUGAUGAUACAGACAGUUCAAGUGAGAGUAGCAUGCCGGAUUUGCAUGAUUCGUCUGGCGACGAAGAUCUUAACUUUGAAAAGGAAGAUGACUUUGACUUUGACAUUGAUAGUGUAACAGUGGGGGAUUUUGUUUUAUGCAAAUUUCUAGGUAAAAAGCAGAUUGUGCACUACGCUGCCAGAGUAAACACCUUGGCAAGUAAGGAGAUGGAAGUGAGCUUUCUUCGAAGAAAGGGCACUUCAUCUAAGUUUGUCUUCCCAACGGAAGAAGACAGUAGCACAAUUCCUAAAAGUGACAUUGUAUUGAAAUUACCAUCCCCACAAUGUUUUGGUGGAACUCAAAGGACUUCGUCCAUUUUUUCUUUUGAAAUAAAUUUUGACAUGUUUAAAAAUGUCCGUUGACUUCGACAUUAUUAUAAUACAUUGAUUUACUUCAAUAAGAACACUUUUUUUAUUGUCUACUGUACAUUUCCCCACCUGUCCCAUUCUCCCUGCCACGUGUCCCAUUUCACCUGCCUGGCAGGAGGCUUGGGACAUUUGUUAAUAAAUUUUCAUAUUUUUUUUUUCAUAAUUUAAGAACAUAAAUCAAUGACUUGGAAUAAGUAGACUUCUGCUAAAUACUUCAAAGAGUACUGUCCAAAAAUUUCAUAUUAUAUCAACUUAAGAGAACGGUUUAAUUGCCAUUCAAACACAAAACGUCCCAAACCUACCCACUCUCCCCUA